This is a messenger RNA of Botrytis fragariae, 957 nucleotides long. RefSeq names its product putative nad dependent epimerase protein. The record is from RefSeq and is a predicted model, not a curated record. Gene Ontology annotation, biological process: steroid biosynthetic process. Gene Ontology annotation, molecular function: 3-beta-hydroxy-Delta5-steroid dehydrogenase (NAD+) activity. The coding region runs from base 1 to 957 and encodes 318 amino acids. The transcript has 2 exons. Lineage: Eukaryota; Fungi; Ascomycota; Leotiomycetes; Helotiales; Sclerotiniaceae.
AUGGUGAUCCAAAGCGUCCUAGUAACCGGUGGCCUCGGCUUUGUUGGCUCGGCCAUUGUCGAUGCACUGCACAAAAAGUACCCUUCUAGUUUAAUCAAAAUCUUGGACAUUAGUGAAGAUACCUUCGAAUGGAGAACUAAGUCGAAAUACCCACCAAACAUCAGUUUUGUGGCGUGCGAUAUUCUUGAUACGGAGAAACUAAUAGGUGUCCUUCGCUACACCAAGCCGGAUGUCGUUAUUCACACGGCCGGAAUAGUUCCCCCGUUGAGCGAAAGAUACAAUCGCAGGAUAGAGGAGCGAAUACUAAAUGUGAACGUCGAGGGAACUCGUAACAUCUUGAAUGCUACGAAAAAUGCUGGGGCAAAGGCAGAAAAAAUUGUUCUAGCAGCAAAUUCCACUACGUUCUCAACAUGCAUCCUUCGACCAUCAGUCAUCAUGGGUCCGGGUGACGAACAGCUCAUUCCCCCUAUACAUGCAUGUAUAGCGAAAGGAGAGACCCCCUUCAUUAUCGGAUCAGCUGAUAAUCUCUGGGAUAUAACCUACGUUACAAAUGUCGCGGAUGCUCAUGUGCUUGCGUCUGAAAAUCUCCACUCACACACAGCAACCGCUGCUGGUGAAAUCUUCUUCAUACAAAACAACACGCCAAUCACAUUCCGAGAUUUUAGCAUAGCUGUAUGGAAAGAGUUCGGGCAUAUCCCGCCUUACGAAGUAAUGAUACCGCAAGGUUUGGCUUGGGUAGCCGGCCUUUUGGCAGAAGCUGCCUCGUGGUUAACUGGUUCGAAAGAAUCUACCUUAAGUAGAGGCAGUGUGAAUGAUGCUUGUGCUAUUAGAUAUGCAAGUGGCGAAAAGGCGAAACGAAUCCUGGGAUACGAAGCAAAAGUGGGUUUGGAGGAAGGCAUCCGCUUGAGCUGUGAGGCGUAUAAGAAGAGACUUGCGAGUCAAGAGAAAAAGGCAUGA